AUGUGGCUGAAGCUUUUUUUCUUGCUCCUCUAUUUUCUGGUCCUGUUCGUCCUGGCCAGGUUUUUUGAGGCCAUUGUGUGGUACGAAACUGGCAUCUUUGCCACCCAGCUGGUGGAUCCGGUGGCUCUCAGCUUCAAGAAGCUGAAGACCAUUCUGGAGUGCCGGGGGCUGGGGUACUCGGGGUUGCCCGAGAAGAAGGAUGUCCGGGAACUGGUGGAAAAGUCAGGUGACCUGAUGGAAGGUGAGCUUUAUUCUGCACUCAAAGAAGAAGAAGCAUCUGAAUCUGUUUCUAGUACCAAUUUCAGUGGUGAAAUGCACUUCUAUGAGCUUGUAGAAGACACAAAAGAUGGCAUCUGGCUGGUUCAGGUUAUAGCAAAUGACAGAAGUCCUUUGGUGGGUAAAAUCCACUGGGAGAAAAUGGUGAAAAAGGUGUCAAGAUUUGGAAUACGUACAGGCACGUUUAACUGUUCCAGUGACCCCAGAUACUGCAGGAGAAGAGGCUGGGUACGAUCCACACUCAUUAUGUCUGUUCCACAAACAAGUACUUCUAAAGGGAAAGUCAUGCUUAAAGAAUACAGCGGCCGCAAGAUUGAAGUAGAGCACAUUUUUAAGUGGAUAACUGCUCAUGCAGCUUCACGGAUCAAAACCAUUUAUAAUGCUGAACGUUUGAAAGAAGAAUGGAAUAAAAGUGAUCAAUACUGGGUAAAAAUAUACCUAUUUGCAAACCUUGACCAGCCCCCAGCUUUCUUCUCUGCACUAAGCAUAAAGUUUACUGGAAGAGUUGAGUUUAUUUUUGUAAAUGUGGAAAAUUGGGACAAUAAGAGUUAUAUGACAGAUAUUGGUGUAUAUAACAUGCCAUCAUACAUACUUAGAACUCCUGAAGGAAUUUACAGGUAUGGAAACCACACAGGCGAAUUUAUAUCCCUUCAGGCCAUGGACUCAUUUUUGCGCUCAUUACAACCUGAAGUAAAUGAUUUGUUUGUUUUGAGCUUGGUUCUAGUUAAUCUUAUGGCUUGGAUGGACUUAUUUAUCACACAAGGAGCUACCAUAAAACGAUUUGUGGUUCUCAUAAGCACUUUAGGGACAUAUAAUUCUCUAUUAAUUAUUUCCUGGCUACCUGUGUUGGGCUUUUUACAGCUCCCUUACUUAGAUAGCUUUUACGAGUAUAGCUUAAAAUUGUUGAGAUAUUCCAAUACAACCACGCUGGCUUCAUGGGUCAGGGCAGACUGGAUGUUUUAUUCUUCACACCCAGCCUUGUUUCUUAGUACAUACCUUGGACAUGGUUUACUAGUCGAUUACUUUGAGAAGAAGAGACGGCGCAACAACAACAAUGAUGAAGUCAAUGCCAAUAACUUAGAGUGGUUAUCAAGCCUGUGGGACUGGUACACCAGCUACCUCUUCCACCCGAUUGCUUCUUUUCAGAACUUUCCUGUAGAAUCUGAUUGGGACGAAGACCCUGACUUGUUCUUGGAGCGAUUAGCUUUCCCUGACCUUUGGCUUCACCCUCUGAUACCAACUGAUUAUAUAAAAAACUUGCCAGUGUGGCGAUUUAAAUGUCUUGGAGUCCAGUCUGAAGAGGAGAUGUUGGAAGGUUCUCAAGAUAUUGAAAAUGACUCAGACAGUGAGAGCAUAGACACUUUUAGCAGUGAGAAGGAAGUAUUUGAAGAUAAACAAAGCGUAUUUCACAAUUCUCCAGGAAGAGCAAGUCACUGUGAUGCUGAGGCUUGUUCGUGUGCCAAUAAAUAUUGUCAGACCAGCCCUUAUGAAAGGAAGAGGCGGUCAUAUGGAUCAUACAGCACUAAUGAAGACAUGGAACCUGAUUGGUUAACUUGGCCUGCUGAUAUGCUGCACUGUACCGAAUGUGUUGUUUGCCUAGAGAAUUUUGAAAAUGGAUGUUUGCUAAUGGGGUUGCCUUGUGGUCAUGUGUUCCAUCAGAAUUGCAUUGUGAUGUGGUUGGCUGGGGGCCGACACUGUUGCCCUGUUUGCCGGUGGCCUUCUUAUAAAAAAAAGCAGCCAUAUGCACACCACCAGCCCUUGUCAAAUGAUGUCCCAUCUUAACCAUGUGCAAUUUGUCCUUUAUAAGCUUUGCGUAUCUUACAGCUUGCCUUUUUAAUGUUAGUCGCAAUGUUUUUGUGGUUUGACGUUUAGUUUAAUGUUAGUGCAGUGACAGGAAAUAUACAUUUUGCUAAUGUUGAUGACAAUUAUUUGGUUGCCUUGUGUGUCAAUAUGAAUGCAUACUUAAAUGUAAAAAUUUUUAUUUACAACAUUGGAAAUUCAGAAGUUAAUGUUUUUUUGUAAGCACAAAAGAAGUAUGAUAGAAAUUUAUCCUAGCAAGACUUUACAAGGUAGGAUCAAAUUCUAAUGGAAUUGAGGCGGUUUCUUAUCCUAAAUGUUUCCUCCCUUUUUACAAUCUGUGUCCAGCACCUCUUGGUUAAAUAAUGUAUGCUCUGAGACAUGAAAUUAAAACAGACCUAUGAAAUAAAUUAUUU
Molecule: messenger RNA, 2489 nt
Organism: Balaenoptera ricei (Rice's whale)
Lineage: Eukaryota; Metazoa; Chordata; Mammalia; Artiodactyla; Balaenopteridae
Gene: RNF103
Product: ring finger protein 103
Exons: 4
Coding region: 1-2058 (685 amino acids)
Biological process (GO): protein ubiquitination
Cellular component (GO): endoplasmic reticulum
Molecular function (GO): ubiquitin-protein transferase activity
Source: RefSeq, a predicted model, not a curated record